AUGUCUCGCAAACCCAUCGAAAUCGACGGCCGAACAGGAGAGGGCGGCGGCCAGCUGGUACGCGUCGCCAUCGCCCUCGCCGCCGUCACCUCGCAACCGGUUCGAAUCACCCACGUCCGUGGCAACCGGCCUUCACGCGGGGGCGGACACGGGGGAAGGGGGAGCAGCAGUGAAGGCGGAGGUCUCAAGGCCCAACACGUCACCGCUAUUCGCUGGCUGGCCGAGACGACAGAAGCAGACGUCGAGGGCCUCGCCGUUGGCAGCAGCACCCUCACCUUCGCCCCGCGGCUCCCUCCCCCGGCCGCCCUCGCCGGCAAACCUCGCACCCUCAAGAUCGACGGCGACACCUUCGCCGCAAGCACCCUCCUUAUCCUCCAGGCCGUCCUGCCGUUCCUCCUCUACGCCACGGCCGAUGACGACCCCUCGGCUCCCAUCGAGCUGGAGAUCACCGGCGGCACCAACGUCGCCUGGUCCCUUUCUUACGAGUACCUCGACCAAGUCCUCCUCCCGCGCCUCGAGGCCUCCUUUGGCGUCCGCGUCGGCCGCACCCUGAAGAAGCGCGGCUGGAGCCUGGGCCCACAGACUAGGGGCUCCAUCCUCCUGACGAUUCACCCCCUGAGACCGGGCUGCACGCUGCGCCUCCUCGACCGUUCUCACGGAAUGCUCGCCGCCGCCGACGACGACGGUGGCCCCCCUGGCUCCGAGGUCCGGCACGUGGACGUCUCCAUCAUCGCCCCCUCGCACACGCACGCUGACAUGCAGGACGCCCUGGCGCGCGCCCUCGCCUCGUCCUUACCGGACGCCGAGGUCCACUUCAAAAUUGUCGAGGACUCGGGCCACGACGCGCGCGUGUACGUUCUCCUCGUGGCACGGUCUGCUUCGGGGCACCGAUGGGGCCGCGACGCGCUCAUGUCGAUCCCGAAAAAGGGGCGGCAGAGGGAGCCCGUCACAUCGCUGGUCUCGCGGAGGGUGGUCGGCGACCUGAUGAAGGAGCUCGCGGUACCGGAGUCUACGGCGGACGAGUUCCUGCAGGACCAGCUCGUCGUCUUCCAGGCGCUGGCUGAGGGCGCGACGUCGUUCCCGCGGCUUCCAUCGCCCGAGGGCGCUGACGUGGAAGGUCUGGGGCAGGACGUGGCGCAGCUGGGCUCGGGGGAGCGGAUGAGGAGGGACAGGGCGGACAGGCCGUUCGGUCACGGCAGCUUGCAUGCCCAGACGGCGAGGUGGGUGACGUCGGAGAUCCUGCCGUCGGUGGAAUGGUUCAACAAAGGGACGGUCUGCAAGGGCGUAGGAACGAAGUUCGGUUGA
Messenger RNA from Colletotrichum destructivum, 1305 nucleotides. RefSeq names its product Putative RNA 3'-terminal phosphate cyclase. The record is from RefSeq and is a predicted model, not a curated record. Gene Ontology annotation, cellular component: nucleus. Lineage: Eukaryota; Fungi; Ascomycota; Sordariomycetes; Glomerellales; Glomerellaceae. Gene Ontology annotation, molecular function: RNA-3'-phosphate cyclase activity. Bases 1 to 1305 code for a protein of 434 amino acids. Gene Ontology annotation, biological process: RNA processing. The transcript has 2 exons.